Molecule: messenger RNA, 7456 nt
Organism: Scatophagus argus
Lineage: Eukaryota; Metazoa; Chordata; Actinopteri; Scatophagidae
Gene: frmpd3
Product: FERM and PDZ domain containing 3
Exons: 13
Coding region: 216-4937 (1573 amino acids)
Cellular component (GO): cytoskeleton
Source: RefSeq, a predicted model, not a curated record
UAGCCAUUAACGAGGAGACGGUGAGCGACGCCCCCCGAGAGAGAGUCAUAGACCUUGUAAGACGCUGCAAAGACACUAUAGUUCUCACUGUGCUGCAGCCACACCAGUCACCCAAAUCUGCCUUCAUAAGUGCAGCCAAAAAGGCCCGCCUGCGAACUAACCCGCCUAAAGUGCGCUUUUCAGAGCAAGUGUCCAUCAGCGACCCAGACUCAACAAUGCUCAAGGACGACUCUUUGCUACUCAUACCAAAUGUGUUGAAGGUGUUCUUGGAGAAUGGACAGAUUAAGUCCUUUACAUUUGAUAGCCGUACCACUGUUAGGGAUGUAAUCUCCUCACUGCAGGACCGCCUCUCACUGCGCUACAUUGAGCACUUUGCAUUAGUGCUGGAGGCAGGUGGUCUGGACCAGAAUCAGAGACUGCAUCUGCUGCAGGACAACCAGCCUCUGACACACGUGGUGCACAGAACGUAUUUCCAAGGGAUGAAGUGUCUGUUCCGCAUCUGCUUCUUCCCCAAGGACCCUGCAGAUCUGCUGAGAAGGGAUCCCGCUGCUUUUGAGUACCUCUAUAUACAGAGUCGCAAUGACGUCAUCAAGGAGCGCUUUGGCAUGGACUGGAAAUCUGACAUCACGUUGCGGUUAGCUGCUCUUCAUAUCUACAUCACUGUGUCCUCUGCACGUCCCAAUCAGAAGAUCUCUCUCAAGCAUGUCGAAAAAGAGUGGGGACUAGAGCCUUUCCUCCCCCUAACUCUGCUGCCAACAGUCAAGGAGAAGAAUGUGUGUAAAACCCUGUCUCAGUUGCUGAAGACCUACCAGCAUCCGCCACCAUCUGGCAACAAGGUCCCUCCUCUCCAAGGAAAGCUGCAGUACAUGCGUGUACUCAAUGACCUCCCACCCUUUGGAGGAAUACUGUUUCACACUGUUGGACUGGAUGAGAAACAAUCAGCUACAACACUACUGGUGGGCCCUCGACAUGGCAUUAGCCAUGUGAUUGACCUGAAAAACAACCUCACCACAGUUCUGGCAGAGUUCAGUAGGGUUGCCAAGAUCCAGCUCUACCGAGAGAGCCAGGGGGUGGCUCGUGUGGAGGUCACAAUCCAUGAGGCCAAGCCCCUGGUGCUACUCAUGGAAUGGCCGGAAGCCAGUAACUUUGCAUGUCUCAUCUCUGGUUACUACAAGCUCUUUGUAGACCCUAAACGGACCAUCUACUUCAGGACUCCUGGUCAGUCUCAGCUGACCAAGGCAGAUUACAGAAGCUCCCACCAUGUCCAUCCACGGUCUGGGGCAACCAGCUUGCCAAGUGGAGGACGGCGAGGGGAUGAGAGGGAAAGCUCACAUAGGGAGUCAGGGUCUGGAAGGGUUCCAGUUGCAGCAGAGCCUCAGCAUCUAGGCCUGUGUCAUGUCCACCUUCGAGAACAACAACAACUUCAGGAGCUCCAAACACAUGCUGAAACUGAACUCGACAUUAAUGACAACUUUAUUUCCCAGGAGCCCCCUGGGCGGUCUCGUACCAAGUCAGACCCCAUCCAACAGAGUACAGAGGAAAUAGCUGGAGUUUCAGAGAGUCCAGCAACGGAGAAUGCAGGAUUCAGAAGCCGAGCCCAAACAAUGGGUCAGUCCCAGAAAACCUCACGUUACUUCUGUGACUCCUGCAAAGCCAGGCACAGAGCAGAGGGUCUUGCAACAACAGUGAAUAAUAGUGGAAGCUCGGGGAAACACUGUUCCAGUGCUUGUGCCUCCAGAGAUGGAGGUGCUGUUGAUCUAAUGGCUCUCCCACCCCCAGGGAAUGAAGAGGAGGACGAGGCAGACAGUGGAGCAGAAAAGCUACAGCCACCACCACCUGCUAUUGCUGCCCCACCACCUGGUUUCAGAGACAACAGUUCAGAUGAAGAUGACACAAAGAGAGGGAGGAAGACACGAACCAGUGCGAGCUCAGGGGUAUCCUCUGGGAAACUCGUCCAAGCCAAGGAAGAUGUGCCUGUGACAUUGAUUGAUAAUGUUUCCACAAGAACAGUCCGAGAUCAUGCCCAGGAGCUUGAUGAUGCUCUGGUGUCCACCUUACAAGCACUCGAGGCUUUGGCAGCCUCCGAGGAUUACCCCCAUCACCCUCAACAGCCAACACAGACUGCAGGGUUGAUUGUUUUAGCUGCCAUUACACCUGAGUCAUCCCUGGAUUCAGGCCAUGAGACCAACUCCUCUGAACUGACAGAUGUUUCUGAAAUGGUGUCGGCAAUGAAGCAGAACCAGAACCAGGCCUACCUGCUGGCUCACCAUAUCAACAAGGAACGUAUCCUCUGUCGCCGUGACUUUCCCCUGGCUAUCCCUGGCUGCACUGCAAAAGCUAUUGGUACUGGGGCCUUCUCUGUGGGUCAGAUUCGUGCUGGCUGUCCACCCAAGCAAGUAAUCCUCAGCAAGACUGUUCCCUUUAAAGUCAGUCCCAGUCAAGACUCAACUGCAGUGCUCAGUGUUGUGACAGAACAUGGGGGCAACCAAGACACUACUCAGACUGAACAGAAAGCAGAAAUGAAAGCAAACUCUGAGUCCACCAAAGCAACCACCCCUGAUACCCCUUCUAAGCCACCUGCAGAAAUUAAAGUGUCUUCACUGACACCUCAAGUCAGUAAAAAUCAGAAGUUAUCAAACUCUUCUGGUGAGACACUGAGCCAAAAUCUUUCUGAUGGUAUGAAGGAGAAAACAACAACACCUCUUAAUACAGACCCUAGCAACAAAGCCUUACCUAUCCUCCUGCCUGUAGACAGAACUGCCUCCGCCAAGAUUUCUCACACUAAUAUGUGCCAAGAUGCCAAGACUGCCUCUAGCGAGACCAUUAAGCCUUCAAGCUCUACAGAACUUCUGCCAGUUGACGACCUUUUCUGCACUUGUCCAGUGCAACAGGAGCCUGGGCCCCAACUAAGACUAAAAGAUCCACAGGUUCAGAAGGUAGUGGUGUUUCAAUCCUCUUCCCCCACAGAUGAUGAACGUCUCCGAGCUAAAGGCCUCCAGCUGGCUAACAGCAAAGAAAAUGCAGUGAGAGUAGGAACAGAUCCUAGUUUGGCAAAGCCCAGCCCUCAAAUACAAACCAAGUACUCUCCUUGUUUGCCUAAAAAAGUUGAGAGAAAAGAAGCAACUGAAAACAAGGCUGAGGGCGCCCAGGGAAAACCCCAACUUGAGUCACAGAAAUCCUCUAUAAAAUCCUUACCUAUUUUAGAUGAUCCAACAACACCCAGUCUCUCUGUAGAUAAGGUCUCCACUCUCCCAGCCAGAGAAUCAAAGAAGCAAGGAACUGGUAAGGGGAAGUCUCAGCGCAGUGCUCCUUUCUUGAGUUUUAGAAACCUUCUGUCAGCUACGUUUCCAGCAAGAAUGCGAAGAGAAACAGAUGAGCGAAGGGCUCAGUUGCAGAAAGUACGUCAGUAUGAGCUAGAGUUCUUAGAGGAGCUGCUGAAACCCAAGUCAUCCCAGGGAGAAUUCUUGCCCCCGGGAUCCUCACCUGUGCCCUCAGGCACUCCAUGUGCCUGCCAGCUUCGCACCAGCCCUGUACUAAAGGCACCAGGUAUCUCCAGGGAGCAGCGACGCAGCUGUGACUGUAAGCGAAUGUGUAGGGGCAUGCGUUUGCCUGACACAUCAGUUGGCUCCACAACAGAAACACAGCACAGAGGUAGAGAGAGAACUAUCUCAAAGACCCCUCCAGCAGUCUCUAAAGCCCCUCACACUCAGGGUGCUACAAGGAGACCUCAGACCUUAGAGAUAAAGACCACACGAAUACGCUCUACCAGCCUUGAGUCAAGAGAGCCAAGGGGAGAGCAGGGUUUUUGCUUGCCCACCUGCACUUCUCAAACAGAUUGCAUGGGUGCUCCACAAUAUAAGAAGCUCCAGAGGCGCUACAGCAUCGGCGAGCUGGAUAACAGCACUAGCACACCUGUGUAUGCUGAGGUAAAGCCCAAAGCCAAGAGUCUAGAGAAGGAGAUGGAAAGAGUGCGAGCCACAGGCCUAAGGCUUCCCACCCCGGUUGAGCCAGUCCACACUCAGUCUCAUCAGGCAGAGGGAAAGGGGAAAAAGGGUGUGUUUUUCAUUCAGGGAGAAGAGCUACUGCGCGAAAGUAAAGAUGCGACUGGUGAGGUGUUGCUGACCCUGCCAAGUGAAGACAGUGAUGACAAAGAUAAAUGCUGCUCAUUCUGUUUCUGCUACAGGAAGUGUGAAGCAGCAGAUGAAAGCAGUGAGAAGGAUGAGCUCUCAUAUUCCAUACCCCUUCAGGUCCUUCCAGGCAUGGAACUGGACUCACGUACCUUUCCUGUAGUAAGCAAAACACUCCAGGUUCUUAAUGCAGAGGACUGCAGUGGGGAGGAGGAGGAGGAGGAAGAGGAGGAGCCACAGACACAGGAAAUUGACCUGAGAGCCUGUGGUACACUGGAGGGGAGCCUGGCACGGGUACAGGCCCUGCAGGGGAAAAGUUUCAGCUUGCCUGAUGGAUUCCUAAAUGCCCAGUUGGAUGCUAAUGAGUUGCUAGCUAUCCUGCGUCAGUGUGCUAACAGUCCACAAGCUGAGGGGGAGGCUCGUCUUCAACCCUCACAGAUUACAGAGUACAAACAGGAGCUGGCAGUGCGUUUCAAAGAAUUCAGGGCAUCUUGUCGGCGAGUGGCAAGUGUUGAAAAAAGCCCAACACGUAUGCUUGCUGUUGUCACAGCCAGUUUUCAAGUGUUGUGUGAACUAACUCAGACCUUCAUCAAAUUGGUCAGGGGGGUUCGUUCAGAAACCCAAAGGCUGCAGCUGUUAAGAAAAGUUGAGGAAGUAGCCAUCAACUACACUUUGCUUCUGCGGGCAGCAGAAGAAUCAAUGGGACACUCAAGCAGCCUGCCAACAAAGACAGUGAGCCCGCAGAUUUCCUCCAACACCAAUAAUAUGAGUUCACUCACUCGACCCAUCAAGACGCUACCCGCCCAGUAAGAAUAACUUUGGAAUGGAUGUAAUCCAAACAGUCUAGAAUGUGGGUGGCUACUGUUUCCAAAUUCAUUAUUUGUUUAUUGUUUACAUUUUUUACAAGUCAGCAAAUCAUCUUUAGUAAAAAUUGCAAUGCAGCUGUUCCAUCCCAUGUUUACAGGCCCUGAGGUAGCCUUGUGGAUCUUGUUUUGAAAUACAGAGAUACACCAAACUAAUGCACAAGACUGGACAAUACAGGGCUAAUCACCUCAUAACAGUAUUCACAAAAUACAUAAGUGAUUAUAGUAUAACAUUUUGUAGUAUAUAUUUGAGUUGUGUUGACUUAGCAAAUAAUAUAAAGUUCUGUGGAGAAAAAAAAGUGAAAAAUAUAUUUGAAAUGUAUUGAGUUAAGAGAAGAAUAAGAUUAUAAUAUAUCAACAGACAUAAAUGUGCGCUCUGGACAAAAAUAUUUCAGAGAUCUCGUCAAGUAGCAACUUCUGUUAAUUCUGUAGUCCAAAGCGUUGGUUGAUUAGGUGGUGAUGUGUGUUUGUUGAAUUUCCCUUUGUAAUGCCAAAUGGAGAUCUAUGUUGACCAUGUCUGGUGUACUGAUACAAGAGUGAAAAUCCAAAUGACAGUGUUGGAAAAUGAAAACCACUGAAAGAAAAUUCUCACAUUUUAAACUAUACUGACUGACAGAGGCCCGUGCUGUCACUAUAACAGUGCAGGUAUCAAACACACCUGCUCAGGGCAGACAAUGUAGCAGAGACCCAAGUCAUCGUCUUGUCCACUAUACAGUACUGAGUGUCGUUACCUUACUCGGCUGUAGAAAAGGAAUACCCACACUGUACUUACUAAGGCACAGAGUGUAUUUUACACCAUCACUGGACCAUGGCUCACUUGCACAUCACUUGUUGUGAAUCAUAGUUUUAAAUAUAGCCAACCACUUGCAAGUGAGUAAGCUUAUCACUAGAAUUUUGCACAACCUCUGAAAUUAGCUCUGAAGUUGAAAUGUAUCUUAUAAUGUUUCAGUGUUUUUUAUUCACUCUGCUGCUGAAAAACUCACUUGAGUCCACACCACCAAUUUUACAUAAUUCAUCUCCUCAAAGUUAGAUCUUACCCACUUCAAAGGAUACUUUGUUUUUAUUCAGGUAUUCAGAAUACAGUAUAGACAAAUUUGCUUUCUAUGUGCUGUUGUACAUUGUGAAAUCUAGCAAAUAUAUAAGAAACACACAAAGUAGUUUUCUAUGUAUUUUAAUAAAACUAACACAUCUGUUUCCUGUCUGAAAUCUUCUUUGUGUCUCAUCCUCUUGUUAUUCUUGAAAAUUAAUCACAAAGGCUUUAGAGUUGUGCUGGCCUAACAUGUAUAUUGGACAUACUGUUAAAAGAAAGUGCUGUGAAACCAAAUUAAUGGCGAAAACCGGGCUGCCACAAUACAUGAAGACAAGAAACAAUAUUGUUGUCUCUUGCACAAAAUGCAUUAGUUACUUGAACAUUUUAAAUACAGGAAAUACUUUAUAGCCAAACUGUAUCUUUGUUGUGCUUGUGUACAUUUGACCCUUUGACCCUGUUACCCAUUUUGCUAAUUUUAUAUUCCAGCUUGAGGGGCAAUGUGAUUAUUCACCAGUUUAACAUUAUGGCCCAUCUAUAAAGCUUUUCAUUUUACACAUGAGUCUGAUCUUUAACAUAAAAGCAAAAGCAGGAUAUCAGCUUUAUUGAACUUAUUUCCUUGGUUUCAGGAACUAUUUGUAGUGUUUACAAGCACUCUCUUUUAACGGUUUGUCCUUUGCUGUUAAUGUGGCAUUUUCCAUAAACAUAAUAUGCAGUGUUUUCUCUUUCACUGUGCUGCAUGUUUUCCCUUACUUAUUAGACUUUCAGGGGCAGAUAAUUUGACCAUUGGAGGUGAUGAUAUUGUUUGUACAGAUAAUUUUCCAGUUAUAAACUGGAAAACCAGGCAAAAAUGAAAGGCCAUUGUGGCAAAAUGUUACUGUUUUGCAAAUUAUAUUCAGUAUGGAAAUGUAUUAUUCUACACUGUAAAUGUAAAUAGUAAGAUAACACAUUUGAGAGAAUGUGAAAACACUUUUAAAACAUUACUUGUAACAUUAAGAUUUAUCCAGCCUCUUCACUAUUUUAUAAAAAGCAAAAGAUCAAACAUGCCUGGAAGGUAAUUAUUUAUAGUAGUAAUGUAACAUAGGAACUAAUAGCAAAACAUAUAUUUUAUUGAGUAUAUUACAAGUAUAAAGCAUGGGACAUGUUUAUUUUUAUAAAAAUAAAUGUCAGACAGUGUUUUCUCAUCAGCACAUGAACAUUUUAACGUUAUGCUAAAUUUUUUUUCUGUGGUUGUCAUUGUUCAGUUGCUUUGUUAAACUGUGUGGAUUUGUCUAUGUUUCAUUCACAUGAUGAGCCUACGACGGCUUGAUCCAUUGUUUCUUUAUGUGCACUUAUUCAUUCCUGUCUUUAUUUACUGUCAAUGAUCUGUCGUCACUGUGGUCUUCUGUCUGUGUACAAAGUUAACUCAUGUUUUAAGAGCAAUAAAGUAUAUUAUAUAA